This is a messenger RNA of Periophthalmus magnuspinnatus, 1462 nucleotides long. RefSeq names its product cyclic AMP-responsive element-binding protein 3-like protein 3-A. Gene Ontology annotation, biological process: regulation of transcription by RNA polymerase II. Gene Ontology annotation, cellular component: nucleus. The transcript has 10 exons. The coding region runs from base 84 to 1238 and encodes 384 amino acids. Gene Ontology annotation, molecular function: DNA-binding transcription factor activity, RNA polymerase II-specific; RNA polymerase II cis-regulatory region sequence-specific DNA binding. The record is from RefSeq and is a predicted model, not a curated record. Lineage: Eukaryota; Metazoa; Chordata; Actinopteri; Gobiiformes; Gobiidae.
CUCUGAAACAUACUUGAUCAUUCCUCUCUUGACACCAAAGAGUAACAGUUGGCACUGGAUUUUGUGUGCUUUUUAGUCUUGGGAUGACAUUGACAACAGAAGAGGUUCAAGUUGGGAUGGAUGUAAUUGACCUGCUGCUCAGAAGCACAAAUGAGCAGACCAACAGUUAUCACAAUAACAACCAUAUGUGGGCCCUAAACAUUCAAGACAGUCCCAGCCCUGGGGAGAGCAGUGGUAAUGACUUCCUGGAAAGCCUGCUGGGUGGCAGCGAUUGCUCCUCAGCUCCUGCCUCCCCCCUGUGGUCACCCUGCACCUCCUACAGGGCCAGCAGUGAAGACCACAUCGGAUGUCCUACAGAGAACCAGGCUACCCUCAGGCCUGUAUCAGAAUGUGCUACGCUGUGGCCCUCCGAAAUGGACAUCUAUCCAGCUCCAAGCAAAGUGAAGAUGGAAAGGACUUCUGAUGUUGCAAUUGAUCUAGGUUGUGAUUGUACUGACCUGGAGGAGAAAUUUGGACUGGUGUACUACCUCAAAGCAAAUCAUCCGUCUGCACGGCCAUCCAGUCAGUCUGUCACUGUGAAGGACCUGCUCCUAUCCAACCUCGGACACAAAGGCCAAAACAUGUCACAGCAGUCUCCACCAGAGCUGGUGCUUGAUGAAGAUGAGAAAAGACUUCUGGCGAAAGAAGGAGUGACUCUUCCCAGUAAAUUGCCCCUCACCAAGUUUGAAGAGAAGGUUUUGAAGAAGAUCCGUCGGAAAAUCCGUAACAAGCGCUCUGCUCAGGAAAGUCGGAAAAAGAAGCGGGAAUAUGUUGAUAGUCUCGAGGGAAGGAUGUCUGCCAGCAAUGCCCACAACCUCCAGCUGCAGAAAAGAAUCCAGCAAUUAGAAGAAACUAACAAGGCUCUGUUAGAUCAGCUAAACCAGCUACAGGCUGUACUUGCUAACAGCUUUAAGAAGGCAACACACAGAGGGACAUGUAUAUUGGUUUUGCUCCUGUCCUUCUCCCUCAUCAUUUCCUCAAAUCUGCAGCCAGACCCUUCCAGCCAAGUGAGCCAGAGAGACUUCACAGAGACACAAGUGGUGUCACGUUCCCUGCAGUCCAUCCAAGUGCAGGACGCCCCCGCUCGGCCGCCCCUCUUUGCCCUCAGGGGGGUAGAGGUGUUGCGCAGUGGGAUGGAGAGGAUUUGGUCCUGGGCACAAGUGGCCACAGUGGAUCACAGGCACCAGGACUAUGCGUGAUCUCAAAGAGCUCCACCCUGCCGCAUUACCACCCAAGAGGGAGUCCGAGUGUUGGCCUGCUGCUAAUGCAAAUGCAGCAUCCAUACGAGCACAUUUCUAAGCCUGUUCCUAAAGGAGCCUGGGAUAAUAGUCAUCAUCAGCUCUAUAUCUUGGCAGUUGACAGUCUAUGCCAUGUAUUUAUGAUAAAGGUGAAAGAGACACUUCUGUGUCACUGUAUUGUAAAU